Molecule: messenger RNA, 1588 nt
Organism: Drosophila ficusphila
Lineage: Eukaryota; Metazoa; Arthropoda; Insecta; Diptera; Drosophilidae
Product: methanethiol oxidase
Exons: 6
Coding region: 25-1485 (486 amino acids)
Molecular function (GO): selenium binding
Source: RefSeq, a predicted model, not a curated record
CGAUCAACAAACAACCGCCAAGCAAUGUCCAACAAAACCUGUUGUCGGGGACCUGGUUACGCAACCCCACUGGAUGCCAUGAAAAAUGGUCCUCGCGAGAAACUCCUCUAUACGGUGACCGUUCAGCCCAACCUGGAUGAACCACACGGAGAUUACCUGUCAACAGUGGAUGUGGAUCCCGAGAGCCCCACCUACUGCCAGAUAGUUCACCGCACCUUUACGAACCGAAAAGGUGAUGAACUGCAUCACUCUGGCUGGAAUGCCUGCUCCAGUUGCUACUAUGUGGAUGAGAAUUCCAAAACCGUUCCCAAAAGAGAUAAGCUGGUAUUGCCGGCCUUGAACUCCGACUUUGUGUAUAUACUCGAUGUGGUUAAAGAUCCCCGAAAACCAGAGAUAAUCAAGACCAUCGAUGGCGAUGUGUUGAAGAAGCACAACGUCACGGGUCCCCAUACAACCCACUGUUUGGCCAAUGGAAACAUCAUGAUUUCCGUAAUGGGCGAUGCAGAAGGAUAUGCUAAAGGAGACUUUAUCCUAUUCGAUUCGGAAUUUAACUGCAUUGGAACCUGGACUAAAGGCGAAAAGAAGGCAUUGUGUGGCUACGAUUUCUGGUAUCAGCCAUAUUUCGAUGUGAUGGUUUCUUCCGAAUGGGGAGCUCCGAAUAAAUGGAGGCGUGGCUGGAAGAACGGUGAUCUUGAUGACAUGACCCAGUACGGUUGUCGGCUAAACUUCUACAAAUGGUCUACUCAGACUCUCUAUCAAACCAUCGAUCUGGGAGAGGAUGGCAUAACUCCUCUGGAGAUUCGUUUUCUGCACGAUCCCAAGCGACCCGAAGGAUUUGUCGGUUGUGCUCUUAAUGCAAAGGUGUUCUACUUCAAGAAGAAGUCAGACUCCGAUGAGUUCGAGGCCAAGAAGGUGAUAGAUAUUCCCGAAAAACUAGUUGAUACCGGUAGUGGAGACUUGGAAAAGAUGGGUGGAAUGAUCUCCGAUAUUAUAAUUUCUCUGGACGAUCGAUUCCUUUAUGUCAACUGCUGGCGACAUGGAGAUGUGAGGCAAUAUGACAUUACCGAUCCCGAGAAUCCCAAGCUCACUGGUCAGCUCUUCCUAGGAGGUGCAAUUUGCAGUGAUUUACCGAACGUGAUUGUCAAGGAGGAUAGGGAACUGAAGGAAAGACCCCCAGCUCGUUAUGUAAAAGGUCGUCGAUUGGAAGGAGGUCCCCAAAUGAUGCAGUUAUCAUUGGAUGGCAAGCGUUUAUAUGUCUCAUCAUCAUUGUAUUCCCCUUGGGAUAAACAGUUCUAUCCUAAAAUGGUUUCGCAAGGCGGUCAUAUUGUUUUAAUAGAUGUGGAUACCGUAAAUGGAGGCAUAUCCCUCAAUGAGGACUUCUUGGUGGACUUUGGCAAGGAGCCCUAUGGACCUAGUUUGCCCCAUGAAAUGCGUUAUCCUGGCGGUGAUUGCACUUCUGACAUUUGGCUAGCCAAUGAUGCCUAAGUCAGACUUUCGCGGUAUCUUUUUAAAAAGUCAUAAUUGUUAUACCCAUGUAGUGAUGACCUUAAAAAAUCUUUAAUAAAGUCAUUCUUAUAACUAAAUCAAA